AUGCGGUGCCGCCGCCGCCGCCUGGCCGGGCUCUGCCUGGCGCUGCUCUGCGCCGCCGCCGCCGCCUGCCUGGGAGCCGCCGCGGCGCCCCGGUCGCUGCCGGCCGCCUCCGCCGCCCCCGGCAUAGCGGGGGCCAAGCGGGCCGGCGGCGUCGACCCCCGCGACGCCUGGACGCUGCUGGUGAAGCGCUCCGAGAGCGGCAAGGCGCGGGACAGGGCCAAGGGCAAGAAGGGGCAGGUCGGCAUGCCAGGCGCUCCCGGUCCCCAGGGCCCCCCUGGGGUGCAAAUGACAGCAGAGGAGCUGCUGAGGGAACUGCAGCGCCUGCUCAAAGGCACAGCAAAGGAGCAGCAGAAGAUAAGCACGAAGGCCUGUGAAGGGCGCGAGGAAGACAAGGCAAGUGGUGAAGACAACAUCCUGGCCUUCGUCCCCAGCCCCUUGGCAAGGAACGGGCCUCAUCGCGUGGAAGCAGCCUUCCACUGCCGGACCCGUAGAAACAUCUCUGUGGAGCAGAGAUCGCUGCAGGAGCUGCAGAUCUACUACAUACCUGAGACAGAAGGGAUGUUCCACCGUGGCCUGGGGCUGAACCUGACCAGCGGCCAGUACACAGCACCCGUCACAGGCUACUACACCUUCACAGCCACCCUACAUAUCGUGCACAAAGACCACCAGAGGAAGGGGCAGCAAUGCGCUCGAAAUCGCCUGCGGGUGCUGAUCUGCGUGCAGUCCCUCUGCCAGCACGACAGCUCUCUGGAGACAGUGUCCCGGCUGGAGAGCAGCGGCAACCUCUUCACCGUCUCCGUCAAUGGAGUCCUGUACCUGCAGGCUGGGCAGUACGCCUCUGUUUUCGUAGACAACGCUGCACACUCUCCCCUCACUGUUCAAAGUGGCUCAGAUUUCAGCGCUGUCCUGCUGGGGGUGUGAAAAGGCUCAGGGCACUGCACACGCAUCCAAGCCUCUCUGCCAGGACCCAUGAGACCCUUCAGUCUGCCAACAACAGCUCCACCUCCCCUUCUCACCGCCAGGCCCAGGAAAGACCUUCCGCUACAGCAGGAGCAGUCAGCUGGCCAGAGCCUACCACAGGACCCAGCCAUCUGAAGCCAGAAUUGUCGGUGAGGAAAGGAAAAUAAAUAAAUAAAUAACCCCCCAAAACUCGCAAUGAACUAGAGUUCACUUUAAUCUAAAGGCUAGGGCUGGAAGUUUAUCCUGAAAAGCAAUGUUGAUGACUUCU
This is a messenger RNA of Dromaius novaehollandiae (emu), 1228 nucleotides long. RefSeq names its product erythroferrone (gene ERFE). Gene Ontology annotation, molecular function: hormone activity. The record is from RefSeq and is a predicted model, not a curated record. The transcript has 7 exons. Lineage: Eukaryota; Metazoa; Chordata; Aves; Casuariiformes; Dromaiidae. The coding region runs from base 1 to 921 and encodes 306 amino acids.